Messenger RNA from Paralichthys olivaceus (Japanese flounder), 4631 nucleotides. It is a transcript of the gene snx25, whose product is annotated as sorting nexin 25. The record is from RefSeq and is a predicted model, not a curated record. Gene Ontology annotation, cellular component: endosome. Gene Ontology annotation, molecular function: phosphatidylinositol binding. NCBI's taxonomy places the organism in Eukaryota, Metazoa, Chordata, Actinopteri, Pleuronectiformes, Paralichthyidae.
CGGUGCUCUUCCCCCCACUACAUCCACACCAACGUGCAAACCGAACAAACCCCACCCUGCACUCCUCACCCGGGCGGUCUCGGUACACAAAACAGGCGCAGCGCUGGCGGGUAAGCGCGGGCGCUGAUUGGCUGACGGCCCCUGCGCGUUCACAGAUUGGCAGUCAGCUGGAGCUCGGGGAAAAUAACAGUAGCCUGUUUUUAUCUGUCGAGGAUAUCGGAGCGGACGCAUCCCGUGGCUCUUCGGAAGUCGCCAUUCCAAAGCUCCCGGUGCAUUCUUCUCCACAGAGGACGAGCGACAGAGCAGCGCCGUCCCCGCACACCUCCAUUUAAACGCGAGGUGCGUGAGCCAACAUUCGCUGACGUUCAUUUGCUUACUUAGCGAGCAUCAGAGCUAGUUAGCUCGCUGUCAUUGUUGAAACUUAACAGCAACUCGGCUCCACACUUAAGCCUCCUGCUAGCUAGUUUGGUUAGCAACAGUCACUAAGCUACCCUUCCACCUAUUUGUCUCCAAGGUGACGGUGGUUGUUGCUCCAUCCAUCCCGCCGCCGCCACUCCCACUCCCAGCGCCUGGGUGUCUGUCACCUCCCGGCGCCUAUUCCAGGAGAAGACAAGCCCGGUGUCCUGGUUCUGCCGUCGGGAGGGCGCCGUGCUGUGGAGGACUAAGCCGGCGGGGCUGCGUGGCUGUGGCUGCCGGGUGGGCCGAUGCUAGGAGCGUGGAAAACAUAGCGCGGCGUGGGUCGGUGAGGAGAUGUCAACGCGGGGAUGCCUCUUCUUGGAGACAGUGUUGUAGUCGAGGGUACACACGCGUGUACACGGUAUACCUACCGCUGUGACUUGGUACAUAGACAAGCGGAGCAACUUCUCAGCCCAACCAGCAGUGGCACAUUUAUGGAUGGUGGGGUCGCAGCAUGCCCACCCCCUCAACUACCACUACACAGACUGGAGGGAGUAGCAGCGCCGGAGAAGGAGAGGGGCCCAUGUCCGCCACCUCCACCACCUCUGUCGGCUCCUCUUUCCGGUUCGUCCCGGCUUUCUGCCUGGGCGUGGUGGCAGCAGUAGUAUUCCAGCUGGCCUGGGGAGGCCUGACCCUCACCUCCUUCUUCUUGAAGCUCUUCAUCUAUGUGUCAUUCGCCCUGCUGUGUUUCCUGGCGGGGAGCUUCGUCCUGCUCGUCAGGAAGAGUCCUCUCAAAGUGAGCUGCUUCGCGAGGAACACAAGGCAAUCAGCUGCAUGGCUGGAGUUCUUCAACAAGCUCAUGGCCCGUUUUUUGGUUCCAAUUCAGGAAUCAAGUCAGAGCAGGAGGGUGGUGGUGUCACACAAUGUGGACAAAGCUCUAAAGGAAGUGUUCGACUAUGCCUACAGAGACUAUAUUCUGUCGUGGUACAUCCCUUUGAGCAGUGAUGAGGGCCAGUUGUACUCCAUGCUGUCAGAGGACUGGUGGCAGAUGAUCGGGCAGCUGAGAUCCAGGCUUGCCGAUAUAGACCUCGUCAAUGUGGUGUGUUAUGACAGCAUCCGUAUCCUGCACACACACUUCACUGACCUCAAGGCUGCAUCUGCAAGACCGGAGGAGUUUGCUCGGCCGUUUCCACUCCAUCCCUGUUUGGUCAGUUCUGACUCGGAGCUGGCCUUCCUCCGCUGUGUAGCCAGAAUACUGCUACUCUGUCUGCUGCCACAAAAGGAUGCCAAGUCACACACACUACGCUGCUGCCUCACAGAAGUCAUCACUACUAAAGUGUUGAAGCCUUUGGUGGAGGUCCUUAGUGAUCCAGACUCCAUAAACAGGAUGUUGUUGUCUCAGCUGGAGCAGAGGGAGCAGCAGGCUGAGCAGCAGAAGAAAGCCUACACCUACGCUGCCUCCUACGAAGACUUCAUCAAACUAAUAUCAACUUCUACUGAUGUCAAUUUCCUCAAACAACUCAGGUAUCAGAUAGUGGUAGAGAUUAUUCAUGCCACCACCAUCAGCAGCCUGCCUCAGCUCAAGAAGCAGAAAGAGCGAAAAGGUAAAGAGUCGGCAGCCAUGAAGGCUGAUCUGCUGAGGGCCAGAGAUAUGAAACGUUAUAUCAAUCAGCUGACUGUUGCUAAGAAACAAUGUGAGAAACGGAUCCGCCUCCUCGGAGGACCCAACUAUGAAAACAAUGAGGAUGGAGGGGCUGACGACAGCGACGAGCCUCAAAGUCAGAAGAUUCUGCAGUUUGAUGACAUCUUGUGUAAUCCAGGUUACAGGGAGCAUUUCAGAGUUUACAUGGAGAGAGUUGAUAAAAGAGCUCUGAUCAGCUUCUGGGAACUGACGGAAACAUUGAAAACUGCCAACAAGAAUGAGGUUCCCCAAAUCGUUGGGGAAAUCUAUCAAAAGUUCUUUGUGGAGAGCAAAGAGAUUCCAGUGGAAAAGUUUCUUCUGAAGGAGAUUCAACAGAGUCUGGUGGGGAACAGAGGAACACAGGUCUUUGUUAGACUACAGGAACAGGUUACUGAGACAAUGAGAGAACGUUAUUACCCAUCCUUCCUAGUUUCUGACCUCUACGAUCGAUUGAUCAGACGAGAUGAUCAGCACAGCCAAUCACAGUGUAGCACAGAGGAAAAGGAUGAAGUGUGCCAGGGUCUCGAUGGAGUAGAAGAAGUGUGCGAUGAAGGCAGUAAAGGAAUAAAUGAGCAGGCCAGCUAUGCUGCUACCAAACUCCACCAACUGUAUGACAAACUCGAGUACAAACGACAGGCGCUAGGCUCCAUCCAGAAUGCACCAAAGCCAGACAAAAAGAUUGUUAGCAAACUAAAGGAAGAGAUUGGAGCCAUGGAGAAAGAACACAGUGAACUCCAGCAACAUAUCACCAGGACAGACUGGUGGUGUGAAAACCUGGGGCACUGGAGGGCGACUAUUACUACUGCUGAGGCCACAGAGGAGGGUGGUGAGACUGUAGCCUGUUACAGUGUGUGUGUUAGCCUGGUGGAAGGAGAGGAGACAGCCAACAGUCACUGGAGCGUCCAGAGGAAACUCACUGAGUUCCAGAUGCUGCAUCGCAAACUGACUGAGUGUUUUCCAUCAUUGAAGAAACUCCAGUUACCAUCACUCAGUAAACUUCCUUUCAAAUCCAUCGACCAGAAGUUCCUGGACAAGAGCAAAACUCAACUCAAUGCCUUUCUCCAGCGUCUGCUGACGGAUGAGCGAUUGUGCCAGUCAGAGGCUCUCUACGCGUUCCUCAGCCCGUCUCCAGAGCAUCUCAAGGUGAUGUCGAUUCAGAAGAAAUCCUCUUUUUCUCUGGCCUCCUUCCUGGAGAGGUUACCUGGAGACUUCUUCUCCCACACUGAGGAGGAGAAUGACGAUGACAGCGAUCUGUCAGACUAUGGCGAUGAGCCAGAUGGGAGGAGGGAUGCACUGGCUGAACCCUGCUUCAUGCUCAUUGGAGAGAUCUUUGAACUCAGAGGAAUGUUUAAGUGGGUGAGGAAGACUCUAAUUGCACUAGUCCAGGUGACAUUUGGACGAACUAUCAACAAACAGAUCCGGGACACAGUAAACUGGAUCUUCUGUGAACAGAUGUUGGUGUGUUACACCGGUGUGUUCAGGGAUACCUUCUGGCCCAACGGGAAAUUGGCACCACACGUCAGGGUUCGAACCGACUCUGAACGCAGUGAAACGAAGGAACGGGCUCAGCAGAAACUUCUUGACAAUAUCCCAGAUGCUUUAGCAAAUUUGGUUGGCCAGCAGAACGCCCGCUACGGAAUCAUUAAGAUCUUUAACGCCCUGCAGGAGGCCAGUGCCAACAAGCACCUUCUCUAUGUGCUGAUGGAAAUGCUACUCAAGGAACUGUGUCCUGAACUCAGCGCAGAGGUGGACAACAUCUGAACACUUAUACACGUAACACAAACAUUUCGGAUGAAACUGACAUUCUGCUGGUUCAUCUCGCCUUUCUGUAGCUGAGCAAUCAUAAACUGCCGUGCUAUACAGGGAGAUGGCCUUUUGGUUUAAACCUCAGACAGAAAGCAGCAGAGUUAGUCAGCUGUGAGGCUCUGAGGCUGAUUCUGUUGGAGGAACUUUGCUGUGAUGAAAAGCUGGGAGAGAAAUGUGUGUUUCUGAACGGAGAGAAGCCACAUGGAGUCUGACUUCUUCCUGUUCAAACACCAGUCUAACUAGACAGAUCACAUCUGCACCAGAGAACACACUAAUUUACACAAGAACAAAUAGUGUUUUUACAUCAUGUGACCCACGUUUAAAAGCACUGAAGGAUAAAGAUCUGUACCAAAACAACAUGAAGUCAUACGUUCCUGUGUAAAUUGUGACGAUCUAAAGUUUACAAAGUAGAAUGACAUUUUGUGAAAGUAAAAAAACUAGAGCUGAUGACCUACAGACAUUGAUUAAAUGCAACAAACAAACAGCUGAAGUUCAGAUUGUUGCCCUCUGAAGGCGAACAGUGUGUAUCAUCGCCCACGGACCUCUGAACAUUCCUGCUACACACAACCUGAGCAACAACACAUGUGUUUUGUGAUUCUUGUUAAAGCUUAUAAUUGUGCAAUAUAAUGUCAUGUAAAAGUAAUUGUGAUGAUUUUAUUUAUGAUUAUUAUUGAUAGAUUUUAUUUUUACCAAAAAUUGUUUAGAGAGCGUUUAUAUAAGCAAUAAAUUGCAAACAAAAAUAUGAUGU